Manis pentadactyla (Chinese pangolin) is the source of this 1999-nucleotide messenger RNA. It is a transcript of the gene SFRP2, whose product is annotated as secreted frizzled related protein 2. Gene Ontology annotation, molecular function: Wnt-protein binding. Gene Ontology annotation, biological process: non-canonical Wnt signaling pathway; canonical Wnt signaling pathway; negative regulation of canonical Wnt signaling pathway. The record is from RefSeq and is a predicted model, not a curated record. Bases 250 to 1134 code for a protein of 294 amino acids. Lineage: Eukaryota; Metazoa; Chordata; Mammalia; Pholidota; Manidae. The transcript has 3 exons.
UCUGCUCCCCCGGGUCGUAGUCCCCCAGAGCUGCGUGCAGGCUUGCAGCGCGAAAUCGAGCGGUGAGCGCGGAGUCCGCACAGUCCUCCGGGCGCCCUGCGUCGCGGCGCUCCAGCAGCCCUGCCGCCAGCUUUCCAGACCCCCGUGCGUCGUCGAGCGGAGCUAGCGUCCCAGGACGAGCUCGGGCCCCGUCCACCUCGAGCUUCCCAGGCUCCGCUGCCUCCUGCCCCCGAGGGUCGCGUGCUCAAAAUGCCGCAGGGCCCCGGCUCGCUGCUGCUGCUCGUGCUCGCCUCGCACUGCUGUUUGGGCUCGGCGCGCGGGCUCAUCUUCGGCCAGCCCGACUUCUCCUACAAGCGCAGCAAUUGCAAGCCCAUCCCCGCCAACCUGCAGCUGUGCCACGGUAUAGAGUACCAAAACAUGCGGCUGCCCAACCUGCUGGGCCACGAGACCAUGAAGGAGGUGCUGGAGCAGGCGGGCGCCUGGAUCCCGCUAGUCAUGAAGCAGUGCCACCCGGACACCAAGAAGUUUCUGUGCUCACUCUUCGCCCCCGUCUGCCUCGAUGAUCUGGACGAAACCAUCCAGCCGUGCCACUCGCUUUGCGUGCAGGUGAAGGACCGCUGCGCUCCGGUCAUGUCCGCCUUCGGCUUCCCCUGGCCGGACAUGCUCGAGUGCGACCGCUUCCCCCAGGACAACGACCUCUGCAUCCCCCUCGCUAGUAGCGACCACCUCCUACCGGCCACCGAGGAAGCCCCAAAGGUCUGUGAAGCCUGCAAAAAUAAAAACGAGGAUGACAACGACAUAAUGGAAACUCUUUGUAAAAAUGAUUUUGCGCUGAAAAUAAAAGUGAAGGAGAUAACCUACAUCAACAGAGAUACCAAGAUCAUCCUGGAGACAAAGAGCAAGACCAUUUACAAGCUGAAUGGUGUGUCCGAAAGGGAUCUGAAGAAAUCGGUGCUGUGGCUCAAAGACAGCUUGCAGUGCACCUGCGAGGAGAUGAAUGACAUCAACGCACCCUACCUAGUCAUGGGCCAGAAACUGGGCGGGGAGCUGGUGAUCACCUCGGUGAAGCGAUGGCAGAAGGGGCAGAGAGAGUUCAAGCGCAUCUCGCGCAGCAUCCGCAAGCUGCAGUGCUAGUUCUGGUGCCCAGGUUGCUGCCUGCAGGCCAGCUCCAGGGCUCAGCUGACCAUUUCUGCUGCGGGACCUCAGCUCUCGUUUCCCAAGCACAGAACCUGCAUCUCCAGCCCCAGCCUGGAGCAGAUUCCCCUGCCUUUUGCACAUUUGCACCCACAGCAUUUCCUGAGUUAUAGGGCCCUAGGUGGCCUCAGGAAUGGAUAGCUGUUUUGACAUAAAGGAAAAACCCACCCAGUUCUUGGAGAAAUGUUCAAACUAAUAAAGUCAUGAAUAUUUUUAUGAAGAUUUAAAACAGCUCACGUUAGUUUUGAUUAGGUGCAACUGUGACUUGGGCCUGAUUUGUAUUUUUCCUGUUUGGUUUGGAUGAACUGAUGUUCACUUUCUGCUGAGGUUGCCAUCACAUACAAAUAGCUUCAUUUUUCUAUGUGGCCCAAACUGUUGUGGGGCACAAACCCCGUUGAGAUAAAGCUGGCUGUUAUCUCAACAUUUCUCAGCUCUAGCCUGAGACUCAGUGCCUAAGUCUUAUAACGAUUCAUUUGUCAUUUUACACCCUCAUGGGGAACUUAACAACUGUAGCAUAUAUUGCAUUUCCCGGUAGAAUACUUCCAUUUAUAAGAAGCACAUUAACCAUCAUAGCAUGAUUUCCUCAAAUAAAGGGCAGGACAAAUUUUAUAAUUGAUCUGAGUACUUAAGCUUUGUUUAAAACAUUUUUUACUUAAUUUUGCAAAUUAAACCAUUGUAGCUUACCUGUAAUAUACAUAGUAGUUGACCUUAAAAAGUUGUAAAAAUAUUGCUUUAACCAAACACUGUAAAUAUUUCAGAUAAACAUUAUAUUCUUGUAUAUAAACUUUACAUCCUGUUUUACCUA